Stylophora pistillata is the source of this 2065-nucleotide messenger RNA. Its product is annotated as melanocortin receptor 5-like. The record is from RefSeq and is a predicted model, not a curated record. NCBI's taxonomy places the organism in Eukaryota, Metazoa, Cnidaria, Anthozoa, Scleractinia, Pocilloporidae.
AUGGCUGAGCCUCCAAAAUUGUCUGGAACGGUCUUUAUUAAUUCAAGGUCGUUUAAAUUGGCCACUCACAAACCCUCAGAGAACUCAAUGGCUAACAAAAUCAUCAAAUGCACCAAUAAUGACACAAACGUUGAGACCAGGCUGCCGCUUCCUGAAUCCAACUGCAUCCCGUGGGUUGUUGUGUUCAGCACUGAAAGUCUAGCGAUAGUCAUCCUUAAUAUCGUCACCAUCAUUAUAUUUUUGAAGAAGCGUCAGCUACAGCGAAGAAGUGCAAUCUUGAUCAUCCAUUUGGCUAUAGUCGAUCUCUUAGUUGGGGCAGUCUCAGGACCAUUGGACAACUACUGGAUAGGGAGUGUCUGUAAACUGUGGAAGUACGGUGCGAACUUUGUAAUACUGAACUUCAUAAGCAACAACUUCGUUUUUUCUUCCCUUCUUAACAUCGUGGCCAUUUCAUUAGAGCAGUUUCUACUGAGGUUUAGCUCACGGUAUGCAAUCAACAGGCAAUCUGUUAUAAGAACGGUCAUUGCCAUAAAGAUUAUUGGGCAAGUUACAAACUCCAGCGAGAACUCAAUGCCUGACGACGCUAUCAACCGCACACAUGACGACACGAGCAGUUCGCCGAUUCUUGAAUCCGGGUGCAUCCCGUGGGUUGUCGUGUUCAUCACUGAAUGUCUGGCCAUAGUCAUCCUUAAUAUCAUCAAUAUCAUUGUAUUCGUGAAGCAGCGCCAGCUAAAGCGCCGAAGUACUUACUUGAUCAUUCAUCUGGCGAUAGUCGAUCUCUUAGUUGGGGCAGUCUCAGGGCCAAUCUAUAUUUACUGGUUUGGACGUUUUUGCGAUCUAUGGGAAUUAGGGUUGACCAGUGAAGAUUAUAAAGCACUGCGUAUCGCUUUAGUGCAGAACUUCCUUUUUGUUUCUCUUCUGAAUCUCGCUGCCAUUUCAUUAGAGAGGGUACAUGCAACUUUCUGUCCAUUCAGACAUCGUUUGAUCAAAACAUGGGUUUAUGGAGUUGUAGUAAUUGUAAUUUGGGUAACAAAUAUCGCUGCAGCGCUGACAGAAAGAGCCACAAGUGGUCCCAUUGUGUAUUUUCCAUCUUUCCUUUUCCUUCUUUUUAUCAUUUCUGUUUCUUACACUUCUAUUUUUAUCAAAGUCCACUUAAUUCGUUCUUUACCACGCCAUGGCGCAGUGGCUGCAAGGGAAAGAAAAUUGACGAGAGUGUUGUUCAUUGUGACCCUUGCGUCUUUAUUCAUGUGGUUUCCAUCAGGGAUAGCAACCGGGAUUGCUAUUAUACAUCCUAACUUAAUCCACAACUCUUUUUGGUCGACACACUUUCGUAUCAUAAUGGUGGCUUUAAACCUGGCAAACUCGCUACUGAACCCCAUAAUCUACGCCAUGCGGAUGCCAGAAUUAAGACAAGGAAUAAAACAAAUUAUAUUCCGCAGAACUCCAAACCGUUUAAACCCGGGGGAUAUACCUUUACGUGAUUUUUAGUAAUUUUUUCUAGUGAAAUGUCUUGGACCAACAGAAGCUAUUGAUAUGUAACUUCUCCUUAUGGUAUCGCUACGCUGUUCCACAAUCUAAAGAUGAUUAUUGAGAAGUGCAUCAGCUGUAGGCUGUUUUCUGUUGAGAUAAGGAUAAAUUCUCUUUGCUCUUCACAAGGAGAUCAUUUCAGCUGGAGAAAGGAGUUACUUGACAGAUCUUGAAACUUCAAGUGUAAAGACUAUUGUCGUGAGACUUAUUAGCUCUCAUAGGGUUUUGUUUUCUGUUUUGUUUGUACAGAGUUCAAAGGACGUUUAUGAUUGACAGUUGAUCACGAGACUUUUAAAUUAAUUACUCAUGUGCUUUUUGAUUAAGGGCAGUUGUGAAUACGAGUCAUCGAAUAAACACGUUAAAUAAUUAUUCGACAACUAUUAAUUCAGAAAUAAGGCUGGGUUCAUAUAGUUUAGUAUUCUGUACGCACCGUAAAAAUCAUUUUUCCUUACUUUCGACUUACUAAAAUGAUAUUGCAAUCUACGAAAAAGGGGAAUCUAGCAGGAGAUGAGAUAAAAGCAUCUAAAAUCUUUUUGGC